Messenger RNA from Photinus pyralis (common eastern firefly), 668 nucleotides. It is a transcript of the gene Cby, whose product is annotated as protein chibby homolog 1. The transcript has 3 exons. The record is from RefSeq and is a predicted model, not a curated record. Lineage: Eukaryota; Metazoa; Arthropoda; Insecta; Coleoptera; Lampyridae. Bases 189 to 521 code for a protein of 110 amino acids.
UAUAAGCGCCGCCUGAUUUAUUGGAAUAGAUACCCUUAGAUCAUAUGAUCUAAGCAGAUACCUAGAGUAUAACGCCAUUUUGUAGAAACAAAAAUGGGUAACACUGCGCACGAAAUUUAAAAUUGGCGCCACCGCUUCGAAUUUGAAGUUUGUUUGUAUUGAAAGUUUAAUCAAUAAUUGCGAGCGUCAUGCCAUUUUUUAACAACAAAUUCUCGCCCAAAAAAUCAAAGCUGCGUAAAAGCGCCCUAUCGUUAAAUAACGAAAACUUAGAGGAUCUGAUUGAAGAUGAUCGGACCGUCAAGUUACAAUUGGGCGAGCACAAGAUAAACUUUUGCAACGGCCGUUGGGAAUCGGGGUCCGAAGCGGCCAAAGACACAUAUAAAAUGAAUCAAAAAUGUCAAGCAACUGAAGAGGAAAAUAAUUUACUUAAGUUAAAGAUACAAAUUCUUCUUAAUAUGCUCACACAAGCUACUGCAGAGAAUAACCUGCAACAACGCGAACUUAGCAGAUUGAAGAAAUAAGAUUAACAUCAUAGAUAUAUUUACAAAUUGUACAAAAAUUAAUUACGUUGAUUAGGGCAGUUAGUACGAAUGUGACCUUCUUGUCGACAUAUCCCACAUGUCUUUGGUUUCCGUUGUGUAGCGUUUUUAUUAUAAGGCUUAAGUGUA